UUGUGGUCGGUCAUUUUACUCAGUAGCACGUGGGCUGCUGUCCGUGUGUGAUCCACAUCCGGGGCUCGCUGCCUGCCGAUCUGCCUCGCCGAGGAUUGACACUGACCUCGCCGCCGAUACCAUCUCCUCAUCUAGGCGACCAUGCCAGACUCACCGCCCUCCCAAACACCUAAACCCAAACCCAAACGCCACCUUCUCGUCCUCCUCACGGCGCCCUCCCUCCUCGCCGUCGCCCUCGCCGUCGUCUUCGCGACCUCCACCAACCCCCUUCCACGCCUCCUCCACCUGCUCUUCAGGCCGAGCCCUUCCCUUCUCCGUCCGCCGGAGCCAGGCCCCCUGGCAGACACAUCGAGGGAUGCGGCGGGACGCCCACCAUGUGUUCUGUGGAUGGCCCCUUUCGCUUCCGGGGGCGGCUACUGCUCGGAGGCCUGGUCCUACGUCGCCUCUCUUGAUGCAAAUGUCGCCGCUGACGUCGGUGCGAACUUCACCCUCGCGAUCGCUCACCACGGCGACCUCGAGUCGCCGGAGUUCUGGCAUGGCUUGCCCGAGCAGUCCAAGAACCUGGCGUACAGGCUCGCCACUGCACCUUGUGAGCUCUCGCGGGCUGUCGUUGUGUGUCACAGCGAGCCUGGCGCGUGGUACCCACCGAUGUACGAGUCUCUGCCUUGCCCGCCUACCGGGUACGAUGAGCCGGCGUUCGUCAUUGGCCGGACAAUGUUUGAGACUGAUCGUGUCUCGCCGGAGCAUGUCAGACGCUGCAACCAGAUGGAUGCUGUCUGGGUACCGACAGACUUCCAUAUGUCGACAUUCGUGAAGAGCGGAGUGGAUCCCUCAAAGGUCGUCAAAGUGGUACAGGCUGUCGAUGUCACGUUCUUUGAUCCGGCCAAGCACGUCGCCCUUCCUCUUCCAAUUGGUUUCUCUGUCAUGGCGCCUGAUGAUUCUGAUUCAACAUGGAAUACCGUUAACUCCAAAGCCAAAGGUUUUGUGUUUCUAAGUGUGUACAAAUGGGAGCAGAGAAAGGGCUGGGAUGUGCUGCUGAGAGCCUUCUUGCAGGAGUUCUCCGGAGCUGAUGAUGUCGCACUCUACCUACUGAUCAAUGCCUAUCACUCUGACACAGAUUUCAGUGGGAAAAUCCACAGAUUUGUGAAAAACAGCAGCAUUGAGGAGCCAGUGCUAGGAUGGGCAGAAGUUCGGGUGAUUGAUGAGCAUGUUCCACAAUCUGCGCUUCCAAGGUUGUACAAGGCUGCAGAUGCAUUUGUGCUACCUUCGCGUGGUGAGGGCUGGGGCAGGCCGGUGGUCGAAGCCAUGGCCAUGGAACUGCCAGUGAUUGUGACGAAUUGGUCAGGCCCAACAGAAUACCUGACUGAACAGAAUGGGUACCCGUUAGACGUCGAUAGGCUGACUGAGGUCACAGAAGGGCCAUUCAAGGGUCAUCUCUGUGCUGAGCCAUCAGUUGAACAUCUGCGAGGUUUGAUGAGAUUGGUCUUUGAAGAUCCAGAAGAGGGGAGGAGAAAAGGGAGGAAGGCAAGGGAGGACAUGGCCGAGAAAUUCUCACCAGAGGUUGUGGCAAGGAUUGUUGCUGAUCAGAUACAACAGGUGCUUGUCAGUACUCAGCAGACAGAUGACUAAAUGUGAUCACAACAAAAUCCAAAGGAAAGUAGAUAUCAUAGACUGCAAGUAUCAUGUAGGUAUGGUAAGCUGGUUAGUCAUUUCUGAUUUGUAGGAGUUAUAUAUAUGUCCUGCAAUGGUGGGAUGGUGACCAUUGUUUUUGGCCUUUAUUCCAUCAGACUUAUGCUGUGAGCCCUUUUACUUAACUUGAUGGUUUCAGUUAAGAACAAAAUAUUGAAUGGGACCAUUCAGCCCAAGCCCUUCAAUUA
Brachypodium distachyon (stiff brome) is the source of this 1877-nucleotide messenger RNA. RefSeq lists its product as uncharacterized. The record is from RefSeq and is a predicted model, not a curated record. NCBI's taxonomy places the organism in Eukaryota, Viridiplantae, Streptophyta, Magnoliopsida, Poales, Poaceae. The coding region runs from base 142 to 1629 and encodes 495 amino acids. Gene Ontology annotation, molecular function: glycosyltransferase activity. The transcript has a single exon.